CGUCUUAUUUUUCGAAUUCCUGCCAAGUUCAUUUAAUUUUGUUUACCAUUCUGCCAAAGCAGAUUUGUUAUAUAGUUUCUUGUACUAUAUGACUAAAAUGUCUUGAAAACGCUUGAAAAAACAAUCAUGGAUGACAGUGUGGAAGUCUUCUGGGAUCAUGACUCCCCUACACCUGCUGCAUGGAGAUUGUUACAAGGUCCAAGUCACAAUGAUGAAGAUGUUCAUUGCAGCCCCCAAUUACCAAGGACAAAGAGAUUAACUUCAAGACCUAGAGUGUCAACAGAUAACUACACAAGGUAUGAAGAAUCAAGAAAAGAAGUUGAUCAGAUCAUAAAUGCACUGAGGCGAGCGUCAAGAGAUUGUGAAACAGCAACAUCAAAUGUUGGAAAAAGAUUAAUCAUUCCUGAGUUACCGGAAGAAGAAGAAAGUGAAGAUGAACGACAAUUUGAUACUGUGCCCUUUCAAGUAAAAAAGCCUCUUAUCAAUACAUCAAUGGAUCUAUUAUUUGAUAUGUCAGGAAAUGGAGAAGAACUAGCUUCUACUGCCAAAAGCACCAAUAAAGCUACACUACUUCCACGAAAAUCACCCUAUUCUCCUAGUGCUGAUGCAUGGACAGAUGAUGAUUUAUUUGCAGACGAUUCAUUGAUGUUGGAAGUUGAUAAUGCAUCUAUUCCUACAAAAUCAAUGAAGAUGACUCCAGGAAGGCAUUCAACUGCUCAAAAAUCAAGCACUCCUGUUAUUACAGCAAAAUCAGGUCACAGGAUGCAUCAGAAUGAUGUUCAAACUAGUUCCACUAGCAAUGCAAAAGGAUUCUUAGACUUUUUUAUGGAUGAAGGCAGGCCAACGAAGCCAAGUCCACAAAAGGAAAAAAAAGUGUUACCGCAGAAAAAUAACUAUAAGUUUGUUCCAAAAAGUAAUGCUGCUGAUACACGGAAAAGUGUACUACGAAACAGUACAUCCUCACAGAAUGUGUCAUCUAGUACAAAUUCCAAACCAGUGUUAUCUAAUGGAAAAUUACAUAACGUGCACAGUAUGACUGUAGUAACUAAAGCAAGUUCUACAACUAAUAGUGCUUCAACAAUGCAUACUUCAAAAACUCUGUCAUCAAAUAAUUUUAAUUUAAAACAGACAUCUAACAAACCGGCAAUUCAGUCAGUAGGAACUGUUGCAAAUGGGGCACAUAAUUCAAGUAUUCCUCCAGAGGUGCUAGAAGAACUAAUCAUGGAGGACAGUUGGACAGAAGAUGAAAACCAAGAAAUCAGUAAAAACUCAAAUUCAACAAGUGUAUUAAAACACAAGCCUAUAAAUGCAACAGCGCAAAACCUCCCUAAUACAUCUGGACAUAGAAAUACCUCGUAUAAAUUUACGAGAUCGGAGAAAGUCGAUUUAAAUAAAAAGUCACUACCUCAAAGUAAGCCUACAACAAGUUAUCAUAGUGUUACUGUAAAAAAUAAUUCUGGAAAUAGGAGAAAAUCGGUAGUGUGUAAGGAUGUGUCAAGUGAUGGGUUCUCCUCUGAAGAUGACGAUAUGUUGUUGGAAGCAGUUGCAAUAACAGAAUCUCAACAAUCUUCUUCUUCGAAAGGCUCAUCUCAAGGUAUCAGCUCAUCCAAUAAAAGUGGUUCUACAUCAUUGCCUGCACAAAGUACAAAACAGUCUAACAAAGCUGCCCCUACCUCCUCUCAACCGAAAUGUAGUGCUUUGGAAAUAGAACGAAAAAAGAAGUUAGCCAUGGAAAGGAGAAUGCAGAGAUUAAAACAAAAUCAAUUUAAAAAAUAGUCUUAUGUUUACCUACAUUAGUUUGUAUGAUCACUGUGCAAUGCCCAAUAUUUAUUUUAUGCCAAUAUCAUUAUACACAUUACAUUCUUGAUUUGAAGUUUUCAUUGUGUCUA
Styela clava is the source of this 1889-nucleotide messenger RNA. RefSeq lists its product as uncharacterized. The record is from RefSeq and is a predicted model, not a curated record. NCBI's taxonomy places the organism in Eukaryota, Metazoa, Chordata, Ascidiacea, Stolidobranchia, Styelidae.